UAAUCGUCGCCCUUUCUGUGUCGCUCUGUCAUUCUUCGUUAAGGUUUUGGGAAUCCAAUAAGGAAGAAGAGAGAACACAUCACAACACCAACACACCAUUUUCUCCACAUAAUGCUUCUUCUUCUUCACUCUUUCUUCUCUUUUCUUUCAGAUUCCUUUUAGCAAUUCUCUCUUCUUCUCUUCAUUUCCUCUUUCUGGGUAUGUUUCUCCCACAGAUUUAGCCUCUACUCCCUUCCUUUUUCGUCCCUUCUACCGGCGGCGAUGCACCGGGACCGUCCUGCGCUUGGAGGCGUCGGCACCGGCUCCUCCAAGUUGGACGUGACUCCCAUCGAUCGGAAGCGCAUCAACGACGCUCUCGAUAAACAACUUGAGCGAUCCUCACCAUCCACUUCUCGUACCGUCAUUAACGGCAAGGAUAAUAAGCCCUCUGCGCCUCAGUCCUUGUUAAUGCCGAAGCCUCUUUCUGAUCAGAGGGACUCUCGUUCUGCCUCUCUCUCUAAGACUAACUGCUCUGAGGAAUCUGAGACUGACAGUGAAGAGUCAGAUGUCAGUGGAUCUGAUGGCGAUGAUACAUCUUGGAUUUCAUGGUUUUGUAAUCUGCGUGGAAACGAGUUCUUUUGUGAAGUGGAUGAUGACUAUAUACAAGAUGAUUUCAACCUCUGUGGGUUAAGCAGCCAAGUUCCAUAUUAUGACUAUGCUCUUGAUUUGAUUCUGGAUGUUGAGUCCUCCAAUGGUGAUAUGUUUACAGAGGAACAGAAUGAGCUAAUUGAAUCUGCAGCUGAAAUGCUUUACGGUCUAAUUCAUGCGAGAUACAUAUUGACAAGCAAAGGCAUGGCUGCUAUGCUGGACAAAUUCAAGAAUUAUGACUUUGGGAGAUGCCCCAGAGUUUACUGCUGUGGACAGCCAUGCCUUCCUGUUGGUCAAUCAGACAUUCCUAGAGCAGGCACUGUCAAGAUAUACUGUCCAAGAUGUGAGGAUGUUUAUUAUCCUCGAUCAAAGUUUCAAGGUAACAUCGAUGGAGCUUAUUUUGGAACUACAUUUCCUCACCUCUUCCUGAUGACAUAUGGACACCAUAAGCCACAAAAAUCCAUUCAGAGUUACGUUCCAAGAGUGUUUGGAUUCAAGAUCCACAAGCCAUGAAAGCUGAAAACUUGAAGCAUUCACUUGGGUGAGUUAAUAUGCAUCUCUGUUUGCUGAAACUUCUUUGGGAAGGACAUGCCUUGAGAAUUAGUUUAGCAAAAUACCUUUUUUGAGAAUAAUAACGAUGAAGAUUCCUCCCUUUUAUCUGCUUUGGAAUGUUGGAAUGAAGCAUUCGUCUACCCCUUGUGAAUGGAUGAAUGAAGGUCCCAAUUCUCAUGAUGGCUCGUAUUUGGUGAGCUUCUUUAGAAUACACCCCCACCCCCACCCGAAAAAAAAAAAAAAAAAAAAGGAAAAAGAAAGAACUCUUUUUUGGUAGGUAUUGAUGUCUUGUUUAAUUUGUUUCUGCACCAAACAGUUUUAUCAAUGACAAUUCAAAUAUAGCUUGUCACAA
Cucumis melo (muskmelon) is the source of this 1531-nucleotide messenger RNA. Its product is annotated as casein kinase II subunit beta-1-like. Gene Ontology annotation, molecular function: protein kinase regulator activity. The record is from RefSeq and is a predicted model, not a curated record. The coding region runs from base 262 to 1140 and encodes 292 amino acids. Lineage: Eukaryota; Viridiplantae; Streptophyta; Magnoliopsida; Cucurbitales; Cucurbitaceae. The transcript is spliced from 5 exons. Gene Ontology annotation, cellular component: protein kinase CK2 complex; cytoplasm.